Messenger RNA from Sphaeroforma arctica JP610, 3031 nucleotides. RefSeq lists its product as hypothetical. NCBI's taxonomy places the organism in Eukaryota, Ichthyosporea, Ichthyophonida. Bases 83 to 2584 code for a protein of 833 amino acids. The transcript is spliced from 15 exons. The record is from RefSeq and is a predicted model, not a curated record. Gene Ontology annotation, cellular component: mitochondrial membrane.
CUAUGAUUGACCGUCAUAUACACACAUGGAUACAUUAUAGAUGCACUUUUUUGUACACGUAUAAGCGAUAACUACAGAAACCAUGCAAUUCGCCGACCGGAGGCCGUUUUAUGAGAAGGCAUUUCACGCAGUAUGGCGACAGGUCUGCUUGCUGUAUCACUUUGUGAGCGUGAAUCUCGUUCAUUUCUUUGAGAAUUACAUGCCAGGGCCGCUCCAAGGGUUUUUUAAUUUCUUUGCGCCUGAUAUCGUAUGGGCUGCGCAAAUGUACACGCGCAGGAGUACGAGUGUGACUGCUAAACUAGUGAACUAUGGUCGACUCAAAAUGGCGGUCAUGAACUCACAGCCAGUGCAGGAUGCCAUCAACUUCGACAUGACGCAAUCCAGUGGCAGACGGUUUUCUUUGCCGAAUGAUUACGAUCACGGCAACAAGCGAGGCAAACGCGAGGCCAAAGCACUGCACUUGUUGUCGCAAAUGGCCACUAAGCCUUCCAUGCUUCCCAUCGUCUUCGCCGGGUACUUGCUGAGGAAAGCGUUCCGUCUGUUGUACAAGUUUGGUAUCAACGUAGAUGAAGAGGAGAUCGUAAAGGUGCGCCUGCUCGCUAAGAAGCAUCCGCUGGUCUUCCUCCCCACGCACAAGUCACACCUGGACUAUCUGAUCAUCCUGUACGUGUGCUUUGUGCAUGAUCUGCCCAUGCCUGCCGUGGUGGCUGGCGAUAACCUCAACAUGCCUUUUAUUGGGUGGCUGCUGCGCCAUUGUGGGGCUUUCUUUAUCCGCCGCAGUUUUGCGGGGGACAACGACCCCCUAUACGGUGCCAUUUUCCGCGAAUAUCUGAAGCAGCUGCUGAUGCAUGGGCAUUCGCUGGAGAUGUUCAUUGAGGGCGGGCGAAGUCGUAAUGGCAAGGUGCUGAUGCCCAAGACGGGGGCGCUGCAGUCGGUGAUUGGUGCUGUGAUGGAGUCUGAGCUGGAUGUAAUGAUUGUGCCCAUUGCGCUGAGCUUCGAUCGCAUUGUCGAGACACAGUCCCAUCUCAACGAACUGUCAGGUAAACCAAAGCAAGCAGAGCAGCUCUUCUUCUCGCUCUUCAGCAUCAGCAGCGUCAUGACCUCGGCUGCUACUCAGUCGAAUACUUAUGGAUCGGUUGAUCUGCGCUUCGCCGAGCCUAUUUCCAUCCGCAAGUUCAUCAAUGAGGGCGAAGGGAAACUGCCGCCACUCACCAAAGGUGCAGACAUUUACAACAACAUGGUGGACCCAGAGGCCAGGGGCUACCACUCAGUCACUCCGCCCAGCAGCGAUGAAGGCUCCAAGGAUAACAAAGUAACCUUACAGCAGACCAAGAGAUCACUCAGGAACCAGAAAUCACUAGUCACUGAGAAGUGGCCUUAUCUCUCAUACGAGGGUGAGCACGACACCGACAAGGCAAAGUACCUCGCCUUCCGCCUGGGCUAUCGCGUGCUGUACGAGUGCAACGAUGUGUCUGUGGUGCUUCCUGCCUCACUGCUAGCCACCGUGUUACUUAGUCAACACCAGCGCGGCAUCUACAGAGACGAGCUGAUCUCAAAGGUUUACUGGCUACAAAGUGAGAUUCACAAACGGGGCGGGCGAGUAAUACCCUUGACCACGGACACCAUUGACAUGACCGUCACGUUGGUACUGGGAGGCUUUGGCGGGGCAAAUGAACUCGUCAAAACACACAACGACAGAGUGCUGCUGUCGCUAUAUAAUCCUGAGGAACGCAUGGAGCUGAGUACAUACCGCAACCAACUAGUGCACCACUUCAUCCGCGAGAGCAUCAUGUGCUGCUGCAUCUAUGCGUUGGAGAAGCAGGCACCCACAGACACAGAAGGCGGACCCUCGUUUGUCGACUACAUGGACCUUUACGCCCUGAACAGAUAUCUGACGCAGUUGCUUAAAAUGGAGUUCGUCUUCCGGCCGUCAAUGGGUGUUGGGAUUAACGAGCACUUUGACCUCACACUGACGGAAAUGGUCGACCGAGGCAUCAUCGCCUAUCACCCGGAGGACCAGAACAAAAUCUGCGUGUCGGAAGCGGUUGAGGAUGGCGAGAUGAAGGGUACACUCACAUACCUGUUCCUGUGCUCCAUUGCAUGGCCGUUUAUUGACACGUACUGGCUGUGCACACUUGGGCUGUUUGCCCUCUUACCGAACAAAGCCAUCCAGGAGGAUGUGCUGAUCCGUAAGAUGCAAGACUUUGGCGAGACGCUGUACUUCUCCGGUGCGAUGGACUUGUACGAAUCGAUCAGCAAAGUCACGCUCGAAAAUGCGCUGCAAUUGCUAAACAAGUGGCGGGUGAUUAGCAUACUUAGAGUAGAGGGUUCGUCGUCGAAGAAGCGCGCUGUACAGUUAAGGCCGGAGUAUUGCAGUGCCGAGAAGAUACAAGAACUCGUUUUCCAAAUCGCGAACUUCAGGAAAAAGUCCAGGAUGUACCGAUCCAGACAAUUCCGUGUACAGCACCAUCAUGAAGUGUGGGAUGCGAUUAACACAGUCAAAACCCUUUGCAAGAAGAGCAAAAGUGGAAGUCAGAGCCUGCCCGCCUCACCAAUUACAAAUAAGAAGGCACUACAUAUUUGAGACUGGACCGUAUCGGUUUUCGGUAUAUUCCCGGCGUUUACGAUAUAUACAAGUACACUACACUCACUAAAUAAUCAAUGAACCUCGUGUGGACGUAUGUUUUAGAGUUUUAGAUAAAAAUUACUGAUACCGCUGUCACAUAUAGCGGCGUAUACGAUUUCUCCGAUGCAAAACGAUAAAGUACGAAGGAUGCAUAUAAAAAUUUCGCACAGCCUGCUGCGACUGCUGACACGUACAUUGCAAGUGCGUGCCAUAAGAACGACUGGUCCAGUACUUGGUCAACUCUGUGUAAGCGUUUUGUCGAAUGACAAACAGAUGGGACAUAUUUUGGUUCAAUAUAUGUUGCCAAUAUGCAUGCUAUAUAUAGCCAAUGCAGUAGAACACUUUUUCUCGGCAAAAUCGGACUCCCAUAAAAUAAUAAAGAAACCUUACAGCUUCAAAGUUGAC